This is a messenger RNA of Amphimedon queenslandica, 489 nucleotides long. RefSeq names its product ammonium transporter Rh type A-like. Gene Ontology annotation, molecular function: ammonium channel activity. Gene Ontology annotation, biological process: ammonium transmembrane transport; ammonium homeostasis. Gene Ontology annotation, cellular component: plasma membrane. NCBI's taxonomy places the organism in Eukaryota, Metazoa, Porifera, Demospongiae, Haplosclerida, Niphatidae. The record is from RefSeq and is a predicted model, not a curated record. The annotation marks the transcript as partial. The transcript is spliced from 2 exons.
CUCUCUCUCUCUUAUAGUCUGGUAUUAUCUGAUUUUGCUGCAGCUGCUGUUCUCAUAACUUUUGGCUCCAUGCUAGGAAGGGCUAGUCCUUUCCAGCUGUUUGGUAUCGCUAUCUUUGAAGUUAUCUUCUACUCUGCUAAUAACGCCAUCAAUGAUCAUGUCUUUCGAGCGGCUGAUGUGGGCGGGUCAAUGAUAAUUCACUCGUUUGGAGCGUAUUUUGGUCUUGCAUGUUCUGUCAUUCUUCAAAGGAAGAAAGCCAUUGAACAUCCAAGAAAUUCAAGUGCCUAUCAUUCUGAUAUGUUCGCCAUGAUUGGUACUUUGUUUCUGUGGUUGUUCUGGCCCAGUUUCAACGGAGCCUUGGCUUCUGGUAAUGCUCAGUACAGAGCUAUCAUCAACACAUACUUCUCAAUGACCGGGAGUGUCAUUGCAACAUUUAUAUUCAGCAUGGCAUUGGAUGGGAAGAGAAAGUUGGACAUGGUAACUUCUCUC